Molecule: messenger RNA, 2202 nt
Organism: Leptosia nina
Lineage: Eukaryota; Metazoa; Arthropoda; Insecta; Lepidoptera; Pieridae
Source: the annotation of a GenBank genome assembly
AUGGGAAAGAAAAACAAAGAUUCACUCGGGCGUUCGCUGAUCAAAGACAGAUUUGCUAAAAAUCGUCACCGCAAACAUGUUGAAGAUAAUACAAUGUUGCAUACUACAGAAGUUAACGAUGGAUACGAUUGGGGACGUCUAAAUUUACAAUCGGUCACAGCAGAGUCUUCCUUGCAAGAGUUCCUAUCGACUGCCGAAUUAGCAAAUCGCGAGUUUGUUGCUGAAAAACUUAAUGUAAAAUAUGUGAAGUCGGCCCCAAGUGCUGUGGAAUUACAAAUAUCACAACCUGAUUAUGAUGAACCAUUGACAGUUCCUAGAAGGCCACCUUGGAAGCCCGGAAUAUCUGCUGAGGAUCAAAUAAGCAGAGAAAAGGACUCAUUUCUUGAUUGGCGAAGGCAUUUGAAUGAACUACAAGCAAAGUUAGGUGCUGCUGUUACUCCAUAUGAAAGAAAUAUAGAGCUAUGGAAGCAACUGUGGAGGACUUUGGAGAAAUCAGAUGUUGUAUUGCUUUUAUUGGAUGCUAGAAAUCCUUUACUCUUCAGGUGUUUAGAUCUUGAAAAAUAUGCAGAGGAGAAAAAAUGUAAAUGCAUAUUAUUGUUAAAUAAGGCAGACCUAACAACUGAAUAUGUUCGUAAAUGCUGGGCUGAAUAUUUCACAAAAGAAAACAUAUCCAUAAUAUUUUUCUCAGCAGCAAAAACAGUCAAAGAUAGAAAAAUAUCUGAGGAAAGUACAGAUAAACCAGACCUACAUACAGAUUCUGAUACAGAAUCCAUAGAUUCCGAAGAUGAAACUGAUGAGGAAACACAUCCAGAAGACCUAAAACAGACUCAAGAUGACAUAGACAACUUUAAAAAACAAUUAGGUGUCAUAGAUGAAGCUGUUACAGGUACAGCUAAUAAACUAAAUAGCAUUCAACUGGCAUUAGACAAAGUUCUAGAAAAUUUAAAGCUUGGGAAGCCAAUAGAACCACUUGAAAUUGAGAAUGUCAGUAGUAACAACUCAGAAACAAAUGAUGAAAAUAUAAAAAGUGAUGAAAGUAACCGUGAACAGAUUGAAAGUAACAAAGAAUUCAAACGGGUUUCAAAUUCACAUGAAAUAUUUGGUAGAGAUCAGCUAGUUCAAGUAUUGAAAAAUAUGAAAGUUGAUAAGUUAAAGAAUCCACCAAGGCUGACAGUUGGAAUGAUUGGUUAUCCAAAUGUUGGGAAAUCUAGUACUGUCAAUGUAUUGAUGCAAACUAAAAAAGUGAGUGUCAGCUCAAUGCCAGGUCACACAAGACACAUCCAGUCACUUAUACUAGACAGUGACAUAGAGUUACUCGACUGUCCUGGAUUAGUGUUACCAGCUUACGCAGUUGCUCCAGAUCUAUUACUCACUGCUGUAUUGCCGAUUGACCAGAUGCGAGCUCACGACGCAGCAAUGGCGAGGCUCUGUCAACUCGUGGGUCGGCACACGUUCCAGGAGAGAUAUGGUCUGCUGCUACCGGAGUAUGAAGAGAGCGACAUGGAGUACAAGAAGAUACUCACAGCUCAUGCGUUCAACCGAGGUUUCAUGACGGCAGCUGGUCAGCCGGAUGUCUCGCGGUCAGCCCGUCUCUUACUAAAGGAUGCGGCUACUGGGCGUCUUCAUUGGGAGCAGCUACCUCCAGGUUACAGCGCUCCCAGCGUGGACAUACUCAUUGAAGACAAGAAGACUGAUACUAGGAAACCAACACCACGAGAAGCCAGGGCGGUUGAGGGCUGGUUGAACAAAUCGUCUGAGAUCGAUAAGGCUUUCUUCGCGAUGCAAAAGGGCGGGGCACACGUCAAAGGAAAACCAAUAUUAGGAAUCAACGGUGCAGCAACAGCAGACAAGCUCCUCAACAAGCCCUGGAAACAGGAAAAGAAACACGCAAAUAAAAAUAAAAGGGAAAAGCUUAGACGGUGGUCCUCGGCGGAACCGCGCGCGCCCGCGUCUUCGUCUCGAUCGGAGUUUGGGUGCGGAGGAGCGCGUCCACGGGUACAGCCGGAGCCAGGCCACGGGUCGCGUAGUCCAGCCGGAGGCGACCGACGCAAGCCUUCGCCACAGGUUGCGUAUCCCGUUGGCGGGCUUACGCAAACUGCACUGCGUGUAGCAUCGGACUCUGCACCUUGGGUAAAUGGGCAGCCGGCAAGUCGCAGCUCGUGGGCGCGACGUGUCGACCUGGGGGUCUUCGUUGGUGGUUGA